AUGCCGAAUCGGUGCGGGAUAUUUCAUGUUCGAGAGUCAAGUUCCCCGGAGCAGACGAGGGAAGAUGAUAUUGACGCGUAUCUAGAGAAGAGAGUAGAGCAAACUAAACCUCUACUAGAGGUGAAUAUAGCAAUACCCCUGGAGGAGGCGGGAGACGAGAAAUAUCUAUGUCCGCUCUCUGGAAAGAAGUUCAAAGGAGCAGAUUUUGUCCGAAAGCAUAUAUUUAACAAGCAUGCUGAGAAACUAGAGGAAGUGAAGAAGGAUGUUCAGUUUUUCAACAAUUUUAUCCAGGAUCCCAAGCGACCUAAACUUCCGGAGAAAUCCAAACCUAAACCGGUUUCCAAACCCACUCAACCGGAAUACUAUCCGCCAGUAGAGAGAGCCAAGGCUAGUGUUAAGGACAGAUUAGGAUUCAGGAAUAUCAAGGAUUUAAAUCACAGAGAUUGCUCCGAUCCAAGAAGAAUGGUGGAUUACACUGACUUAGAUUUUAACGACGAUUUAUUUUAA
This is a messenger RNA of Eurytemora carolleeae, 507 nucleotides long. Its product is annotated as serrate RNA effector molecule homolog. Lineage: Eukaryota; Metazoa; Arthropoda; Copepoda; Calanoida; Temoridae. The transcript has 2 exons. The coding region runs from base 1 to 507 and encodes 168 amino acids. Gene Ontology annotation, biological process: mRNA processing; primary miRNA processing. Gene Ontology annotation, cellular component: nuclear body. The record is from RefSeq and is a predicted model, not a curated record.